GAAAGUUGGCUGUUGAGAAUAGAGUUUAUAAAUGCAAGAUCCUAACUACCGGAAUACGUGCAGUGACCGGAGCAGUGAUGAACGAAUUUACAUCUCUAAAGCGGAAGUCUGAUAAGCCCCCACUCUCCAACAACGAUAAUGAUGAAACUUCGACAAAAAAAGCGAGAGUAGAAAAUAAAAAUCAGGAAACAAUUGAUUAUCAUUAUGAUGAAAAUUUAUGUAAGAAAUCUAUAGUAGAAACCUUUCCAGCCGACUUUGAUUUAAAUAAGUUUCGAAAAGAACUCAUUGAAGAUCUUAAUGCAAGCUUUCGUAGUGAACUCCAAAAUAUCAAGAUGGAAGUGGAAAAAAUUAAGUCUCAUGUGAUAAUGUAG
Messenger RNA from Funneliformis geosporum, 371 nucleotides. Lineage: Eukaryota; Fungi; Glomeromycota; Glomeromycetes; Glomerales; Glomeraceae. The record is from the annotation of a GenBank genome assembly.